Molecule: messenger RNA, 2035 nt
Organism: Manihot esculenta (cassava)
Lineage: Eukaryota; Viridiplantae; Streptophyta; Magnoliopsida; Malpighiales; Euphorbiaceae
Product: zinc finger protein CONSTANS-LIKE 14
Exons: 5
Coding region: 90-1601 (503 amino acids)
Molecular function (GO): zinc ion binding; protein binding
Source: RefSeq, a predicted model, not a curated record
CGUCUCUCAUAUUUCACUCCCACUCUCUGCCUUCUCAAAAACUGUAAUCUUCAUCUUCUCUUCUAGGGUUUUUCCAGCUAAAGCAAAUAAUGGGGACUCCCAAAUCGGAGACUACACAGGUUCCCUGCGAUUUUUGUACCGACCAGGUGGCGGUCCUCUACUGCAGAGCCGACUCCGCCAAGCUCUGUCUUUUCUGUGACCAGCACGUGCACUCCGCUAACCUGCUUUCGCGGAAACAUCUCCGUUCUCAGAUCUGUGAUAACUGCACUUCCGAGCCUGUUUCUGUUCGUUGCGCCACUGACAAUUUGGUGCUCUGCCAGGAGUGCGAUUUGGAUGCCCAUGGUAGUAACUUUGUUUCCGCCUCUCACGAUCGAACGCCAAUUGAAGGAUUCUCCGGAUGUCCCUCCGCUAUGGAGCUUGCUUUAAUCUGGGGAUUCGAUCUUGAUGAGAAGAAAUUGGAUGAUCCUUCCACGUCGCUGAUUCCGAGCUGGAGCGGCUGUGGGGUCCAGGAUGUGGUGAUGCAAGUCGAGCCAUGGAUGUGUAGAUCUAAUGGUGGAGUGAGUUAUCUGGAUUUAAUAGUGCCUAAUGAUAAAGCCACGGUUUAUGGGAAUGUGAAUAAUGUAGAGAUGGUGACAAUGUCGAAGGAGCAGCAGAGUCCGACUUGUGGAAAGUACAAGCACCUGAUAUAUAAGCAGUUGGUGGAGUUGUUAAACAGAAAUUUGAUAACUGGUGAUGGCGGAGGCGGAGAUGGAGGUGGCGGUGGAGGGGAUAAUUUGAUGCCGCAAACACCAAAUAGGAGCUGCUGGCAAGGGAAUGUGGAGGCAGCCGAUUUUGGGAAUGGAAAUGCCUCUAACGUUGCGAGUUCUACAGUUCCUCAGCAACCGUUGCAGGAACAGGCGCCAUUUACAUCCUUGCUCAUGAUGCCAUCACAGAUGGAUCUGAAACCGAGUGGUCAGGUCGCUGGCGAGGAUUUAAUUUGGGAUGGCAAUGCCAAUGCUCAGGGUACUCAGAUAUGGGAUUUUCAUUUAGGACAAUUGAGGACUCAUGAAGAAUCUGACCAGUUAGAACUUGCAUAUGGAUCAACCGAUGCCGGGUUCGUGAUCAAUAAUAUUGGUGAAUUUAUGAAAGAGGCUUCAUUGAGUAACGCAAAAAUAUUGGGAGAUAGGUACCAGCUGGAUUGCCCUUUUGCAUGUGACGAUAUGUCAUUGUUUAAUUUGAAAUUGCAGAACAACUCAAAUAAUGCAACAGCCAGCCAGGGUCCAGCAACAUCUGAGAGCAACAACCUAUCUAUAGCACGGCCAUCAUCAGGCUCAACUUUCAGUAAGCUAAAAAGCUCAAGUGGGGGCAAAGACAGCCAGUUUAUGGACAUGGAGCAGAAAAUCCUUGUUACAGGUGACAGUGUGAGCACAAUGCUAGCAACUAAGGCUGAUAUGGAGCUGCUAGCAAAGAACAGAGGCACUGCCAUGCAACGUUACAAAGAGAAGAAAAAAACCCGAAGAUAUGAUAACCACAUAAGAUAUGAAUCAAGAAAGGCAAGAGCUGAUACUAGGAAGCGAGUGAAGGGUCGAUUUGUGAAGGCUACUGAUGCUCCUAAUGAGUGACCUCCUUGCCCCAGUUGUAAAUAGCUUGGACAAUCCUUCCAUAGUAAAUAAAUGGCAGUCGCUGAGAGUGAGACUGGUGGCUCAGCAGGCUUUGCAGGCUGGAUGUGAAGAAGGUAGCAGUAGGUCUAAAGUUUUGAAGCAGGUGAUUAGCUUAUCCUUCAUCCAGCUUGAUUAACGGUACCCAUCAGUCGAUUUUUUGUUCCGAAGGGAAAUAGAUGAGUAGGUUUAGUUGUGUUCUUACAGGUAAAUUACUGUAACCAGGUCAUUGCAUUAUGGCCUUUUUUGGAUUUUAGGCAAUCGUUGCGGCUUUGAUUACAAAUUCCACUGUAUCCGUGAAAAUUCCUCCCAGGCUUUUGAUUUCUUGGAAGUCCAAGGCCAAUUCAACAACAAAAAACAUAAUUGAUAUCAAAAUAAUUCAGCUCUUGGGAUGCAAA